This is a messenger RNA of Pyricularia oryzae 70-15, 2198 nucleotides long. RefSeq names its product oxidoreductase. The record is from RefSeq and is a predicted model, not a curated record. The transcript has a single exon. NCBI's taxonomy places the organism in Eukaryota, Fungi, Ascomycota, Sordariomycetes, Magnaporthales, Pyriculariaceae. Gene Ontology annotation, molecular function: FAD binding. The coding region runs from base 606 to 1952 and encodes 448 amino acids.
ACGAAACUCUUGAUAGAUAAACAUAGAUUCAUUCGUCAAUGUGAGUUUGAAUAUGCUGAUUAACUAAUUGAUCCUUCAACUCGUCUUUUGUUCGUCUUCCGACCCGGCAUAGUCGCAUCCAGCCAGCCCACAAGUCCGUCAUCAAUCUCGCACAAGCACAAACGGCGAUAAAAUUUUUAAGUCCAGCACUUGCGAAUUGAAUUUCCCGGCCCCAUCAUAGCUCUCGGCCGAACCAACUCAACCGUACUGCCAACGCUCCACUUAACACCACUGUUGGCUUUACUGCUAAGAAAGUCACCAGAGUAUAUUUAUACAUAUUGUCCCGACCAACCCAUACAUCUUUUAUCUUGUCCAAUCAGUCAAACAUCACAAUCAAUCUCAUCUUCUCCCCAGCAGAGUUUUGCAAAUUCCUCCAAACAAACAAGCGGUCGUUUCUUGAACAAGUCUCGACCCACCCAACUUCAACGGACGGUCCCGAAACUGCAACCUCGACUAGCUUGGUUGCCACCACCCCAGACCCCGGUCUAAUAUAGUCAUUCCAUCCCAUCCGCAGACCUAGUGACACAUAUUUUUUUUUUGUCUCCUGUACAGCACCAACAACCACCAUGGCACCCCUCAAAGUCCUCGUCAUAGGCGCCGGCGUUGGCGGCACGGCCACGGCAUUCUGGCUCGGAAAGGCGGGCCACGACGUGACGGUCAUCGAACGCGCUCCUGAACUCCGCGCCAAUGGGCAGCAGAUUGAUCUUCGCGGCCAGGGCCUCACAGUCACGCGCCGCAUGGGCCUCCUCGACAUCGUCCGCAGCAAGCGGGUUGAUGAGCAAGGCGUCAUGUUCGUCGACAGCAAGGGUGCGAACAAAGCCUUCUUCGCAAUCAACGACACCGGCAAGGGAGCGCAGGCCUUCACCUCGGAUUAUGAGAUCAUGCGCGGCGACUUGAUCCGGAUCCUUUACGACGCCUCGCUCGAGAGCGGCAACGCCAGAUACAUGUUUGGCACCACAGUCACCUCCUUCUCCCAGGAUAACUCGGACGCCAAGAGCGAGGAUGGCGGCAAGGUCCGCGUCACCUUUAGCGACGGCCGCGAGGAGGAGUACGACCUCGUCGUCGGUGCAGACGGCCAGGGCUCCCGCACGCGGCGUCAGCUCCUCGGCCUCACCCAAGGCCAGCGUGAUCCGACGUCCAAGUUUCUCGGCGUGUACGCCGGCUUCUACUCCCUGCCGCACGACGGCACCCGCCCAAAUAUCGCCUGUGCCUACCACGCCCCGGGUGGCCGGUUGACCUUGACGCGCGUCGACAACCCCAAGACCUUCCAGGUAUACCACAUGAUGCGGGCCGACCACCCGCUGGGCCGCGACUUUGGCACCGCCCUUGCCAAGCGCGACGUCGUGGCGCAAAAGCAGAUCCUGGCCGAGGCCUUCCAGGAUGCUGGCUGGGAGACUAAAAAGCUCACCCACGGCAUGAUCCAUGACAAGCAAGCCGACGACUUCUAUGCCACCGACGUUGCCAGUAUCGUCAGCCCCAUCUGGAACAAAGGCCGCAUCGUGCUGUUGGGCGACGCCGGAUACAGCGCCGCCACCUUUUCCGGCUUCGGAACCUCCAUGGCCCUGAUCGGGGCGUACGUGCUAGCCGGCGAGAUCGCCAAGAACACGACCUUCGACAAGCAGCACCCGAGAAAGUCGCUCGCUGAUGGCGAAAUCAAGGUCAUGAAGGCGCUGCGUGGUUACGAUGACGUUCUCCGGCCGUUCGUGACGAGUUUUCAGAACUCCAUCCCCGGCUGGAUCUGGGCGUUUGCCAUUCCAAAGCCGGCUUGGGCAGUUUGGCUGCUGAGGUUCGUCUUUACCAUGGUUACCGUCCUGAGGAUCGAUAAGCUCUCACAACGUUUCGGUUCGGACGACAAACAAGCCUGGGUUCUUCCCAGCUACCCCGAGGUGGACGCCUUGGUCAAGUCGUCAUAAGCCAUCUGGGCCAUGCUCGCUUCUUGCUUUGGCGUUCUGGUGUUUAUUUCGAUGAUGCGACUGCUGCUUGGUGAAAGUUUGACGAGCGUUUCUUUUUUUUUUCUUUUUUCUUUGCUUGUUUUGUUCUUCCCUCUCCCACAGUUCUGUUGGCGACUAAUCAUGUACGAGAAGCAUGAAAUGAGAUUAAGCCCCGCUCAGUAAAAAUAUACUACCUUAUAAAUACAGCUAGACGCUUUCCAAGUGCCC